Nerophis ophidion (straightnose pipefish) is the source of this 3774-nucleotide messenger RNA. Its product is annotated as transcriptional regulator QRICH1-like. The transcript is spliced from 11 exons. Bases 576 to 3416 code for a protein of 946 amino acids. NCBI's taxonomy places the organism in Eukaryota, Metazoa, Chordata, Actinopteri, Syngnathiformes, Syngnathidae. The record is from RefSeq and is a predicted model, not a curated record.
GACAGGAUCCGCAGCGACCUAGCCUAGCCUGCUAAUGUUAGCGCCGGAGCUAGCUAUGUGUUGGCGGGUGUAAAUGUCUGUAGCAAUGAUCCAUCGUGAAGUUGUUGGUUAUUUACGACUAAAAACAAUAGGCUGGGUUCUACUGAAACACAUGCAUACACUGAAUUAAUUACAUACACAGUCAAAAUCCAGCCUGGCUAACAGUGCGAAGCUAGCAUGCUAACCAUUAGCGUGGCUAAUGUGUACUUUUGGCUCGUACAUUAGCAUUUAGCAUUAGCUUUCCGAGUACAUUCACGACAAACUAGGGCUGACAAAAGAGUUGAUUUUAAAGUUUCCUGUCUGUUGCUGUCGCUAAAAAGUCGACUAAGUCUUGUUUUUUUUUGGGUAGAAGACAACGACCACUUAAGCUCAUAAUGUAUGUCGGGACUCGCUAACAAUCGUGUGUUUUGCUAAUUUAGUAGCGUUGUUUCGAUACCUCCAUCCAUCCCAUCCAUUUCCUACCGCUUGUCUCUUUUGCGGUCGCGGGGGGUGCUGGAGCCUAUCUCAGCUGCACUCAGGCGGAAGGUCCAGUGACAAUGAACGAGCAAGAGGCUGGUGUGGUGUCUUUCGACGAAUAUGUCCGCCAGAAGGCCAGGAGUGUACCCCAGCACAGAAUGAAGGAGUUCCUGGAAUCCCUGUCCAAAGGCCCUGAAGUUCUGCAGGAGUUCAGUCAGCAGGGAGUGGCGACCACCACAGCUAUGGUAUACCAGGAGCAGACCAACAACUGUGUCUACACGGACAGCACCGAGGUGGCGGGUUCUCUCCUGGAGCUGGCAUGCCCGGUUCAAAUCCAGGGGCAGCCGGUUCUGCAGAUGACUGCAUCCUCUCAGCAAGACCUGCAGGGGCUUGUGUCCCAGGAAGAGCUCACGGAGGAGCAGAAACAGCAGAUUCAAGCACAUCUGGUUGCAGCUGUAGGUGGAGAGCAACAGAUUCAGUUGUCAAGUGGUCACCAGAUCCAGCUGCAAGGUACACAGCAGAUACAACUAGCAGACGGCCAACAUAUUCAGCUCGAAGCCGGCCAACAGAUCCAGCUACAGGAUGGACAGCAGAUCCAGAUACAAGAUGGGCAACAGAUCCAGCAAAUCCACUUACAAGAUGGACAGCAGAUUCAGCAGAUACAGCUACAAGAUGGGCAGCAGAUCCAGCUGCCAGGUGGCCAACAAAUUCAGCUCCAAGAUGGGCAGCAGAUCCAGCUACAAGACGGGCAGCAGAUCCGACUACAGGACGGACAGCAGAUCCAGCUACAAGACGGGCAGCAGAUCCAGCAGAUCCGACUACAGGACGGACAGCAGAUCCAACAAAUCCGAAUACAAGACGGACAGCAGAUUCAGCAAAUUAGACUACAAGACGGACAGCAGAUCCAGCAAAUCCGGUUGCAAGACGGACAGCAAAUCCGGUUGCAAGACGGACAGCAAAUCCGGUUGCAAGACGGACAGCAAAUCCGACUGCAAGACGGAGAGCAGAUCCAGCAAAUCCGACUGCAGGACGGGGAGGAGAUCCAGCAAAUCCGACUACAAGACGGGGAGGAGAUCCAGCAAAUCCGACUACAAGACGGGGAGGAGAUCCAGCAAAUCCGACUACAAGACGGGGAGGAGAUUCAGCAAAUCCGAGUACAAGGCGGAGAGCAGAUCCAACAGAUCCAGCUACAAGACGGACAGCAGAUCCAACAAAUUCAGCUACAGGGUGGUCAACACAUCCAGCUCCCAGGCGGACAACAGAUCCAACUACAAGAUGGACAACAGAUCCAGUUAAUGGGAGGACAGCAGAUCCAACUACAAGGAGGACAGCAGAUUCAGCUACCAGAUGGACAACAGAUCCACAUCCAAACCAUAGAGGCCAUAUCUUCUUCCCAGCAACAGAACUCUCCUAGGGAGACUGAGAGGCGGUCCAAUACAAUCUCCUCUGUCCUCCCUCCUGUCAAGAAGCGUAAAGUUGACACUCCCUUGACGGUGUCCUACACUGUCCCGCAGCGGCAGCAAGUGGCCACGGUCAUUGCCAUCCCUCAAGGCCAGCAGCAAAGCUAUGUGUCCCUGAGGCCUGAUUUGCUCACCGUUGACAGCGCUCAGCUAUACAGCGCCACAGGGACAAUCACGGGCCCCACUGGGGAAACGUGGACAAUACCCGUGUACUCCACCGCGCAGCAGCAAGGCGUAACUCACAUCGCCAUACCACAGGAGACGUACAACACGGUGCAAAUAGCCGCUGCCAACGGCAAGCCCGGGUCCUCAGCGAGGUCUGUGGAUACGUCAAGCGGGACGCAGGAGGAAAUAGUACAAACGCUCUUUCCUGCACAGUUUAUGAAUGGAAACAUUCACAUCCCGGUAGCUGUGCAGACCGUUGGAGGGACAUACAAUACAACGCAGUCGGUACACCUGUGGGACCCCAGUCAGAGCCAAGAAGACGGACAUGAACAACAACUGCAGCUUCAGGCCCAAGGAGAGGCAGAUGGUAAUGCUGAACCCACCACAGAAAUUCUGGUUCCAGUCUCUCUUAAGCCAGAAGAAGGCCUGGAGGUUUGGCGCCUUUGGGUAAAGCGGAAAAACAUAGAGCUAAUCAAGCAGGACAGGACAAAGCUUGCACCCAUUGGUCGUCGCCAACCGCUGCGUUUUCAAGAAGACUUGAUCUCCAGUGCGGUAGCCGAGCUGAACUUGGGUCUUUCUCUGAUGACGCAAGAGGCUCGAGGAACAGAGGAGGAGGAAUUUGCUCCAGAUGUUCUCUAUUACGUCUUCCUUUGUAUUCAAAAGUAUCUCUUUGAAAAUGGACGCGUGGAUGAUAUUUUCUGCGACGCUUACUACACUCGCUUCUGUGAGAGCUUACAUAAAAUCCUGACCGGAUGGAAGCCCAGUGUGCAUCAUCUAGGUUACAUCAUUCCCAGUCAUGUGACGGAGGAGAUGCUGUGGGAGUGCAAACAACUUGGUGCACAUUCACCUGGGACCUUGUUAACAACGCUAAUGUACUUCAACACAAAGUGUUUCCGUCUGCUGACCGUGGAGCAGCACCUGAAGGUGGCCUUUUCCAAGGUGCUGCGGCACACCAGGAAGAACCCCACCAACUCCAAGGACAAAGCAACCACUAUCCGCCUCCUCAAAGGGCAAAGUUCACAUAAAGACGACAUGUAUGACGAGCAGGUUGAAGAUCCAGAAAAUCCUCUUCGUUGUCCCAUCAAACUCUAUGACUUUUAUCUCUUCAAAUGCCCUCAAAGCGUCAAAGGCCGUAACGACACGUACUACAUGACCCCGGAGUCGGUGGUGGCGCCCAACAGUCCUAUGUGGUACUCGUCACAGCCGCUGUCCACGCAGCAGCUGGAGCAGAUGUUGGCGCGCAUCUUGGUGGUGCGAGAGGUGCAGGAGAUCAUAGGUGCCGCCUCUGAGAGCUAAAGCGAGCAAGAGACCGCGAGCCAAAGGGAGAUUGUGAUCCUGUCAAAGAUUUCUGACUCUAAACUUGCCGACUCAACAAUCACACGCUAACGAAGCAGUGAUGUGAGGACUCUGAUUAAGUCUUUUCAACAUUUACUCUUCUUUCACCUCCUGCUUUGUGUUCUUCUCAUCCCAAACGUUUCUUGCAGGGACCACUGCUCACCUUCUUUUCUAUUCUGUGUUGAUAUGUAUAAAGUUGACCUGGUGCCUGUUUUCAAACAUCUCUUCAGUUGUUCCCUUGUAGUCGUCCAGGAGACUAGAAAGCUUUUUUUCUCAGGUGGAAAGAUGUGAUUGACACCCAUAAAGACAUUUUUCAACA